GCUUUCAAGAUGGCCGCCAAACAAGUUGCCCAGUCUGCGGGAAAAACUGUAUUUAAACCGCUUCUUUCGACGAGCCAUGCUGAAGCUAGACGAAGGGUAUUAAAUCUGUAUAGAGCCUGGUGGAGAGAGGUUCCCCACUCCAUUGAGGCCUAUCAGUUAGAAAUCUCUACUAAGACUGGCCGUGCCAAGGUGCGAGAAGAAUUCAUGAAGAAUGCCCAUGUUCGGGAUAUCAGAGUGAUUGACAUGCUGGUAAUCAAAGGUAAAAUGGAACUUGAAGAAACUCACAAGUUGUGGAAGCAGGCAACACAUGUCAUGCGUUAUUUCAAGGAAACACAAGAACCUAGAAAAACAGAGUUCAUGGAAAGAUUCUUUGAUGGAUAUGACUAGAAAUUAACUAUCUUACAUGUUUGUUGUAAAGAAGAAUCUACAUGGUUUAAAUUUAAUAAUUUUUCUUUCUUUAAAACUUAGGAUGAAUUUGUAUGCUACAUCCUUUGUUUGGUGUGUGGGAAGGCUUGGCUGAUUUACUGAGCAAUGUAAAUAAAUUUGUGUGUAUCUGAAUUCCAGAAUAAAAUUUUUCUCCCAGUUUUCCAGUUCAAUGAAUUUUCCAAUGAUUUGGUUUACUUGUUUGUUAUGCUUCAUCCCUCCCCUUUUAACAAAAGCAGCAAUUUUUCUUAUGCUUUCCUGCUGUGUUUUUCACAACACAAUUAACCCUUUGACUCCUAAGAGUGAUCGGAAUGUAAUUUCUCUUAUCACCCCUGAAUCACACAUUUAGGUCAAGACAAUCAAGAAGAUGAUCACCAACCAAUGAAGCUUGGAUUGUUCAACAAAUCUUUCCUUGUCAGCACCUUGGUAGAUGUAUAGAGAACAGUGUAAAGGAUAUGCAUACUGUUGUUAGGGUGUAGAUGGUUAAUUUAAUCCGAGGUGGUAUUAUUUCUUAUUAUGAUAAUUUUGUGCUAAGUAGCUCGGCUUGUAGGCGAAUAAAUACGGUAGAUUCUUACGUUUGCGAACGGCUGCAGUGUUCGUUUCACUUCCUUCGAUGUUAAUUUCUGUGUAAAGAUUAGAGCACAUGUCAAGUU
Messenger RNA from Pocillopora verrucosa, 1076 nucleotides. Its product is annotated as NADH dehydrogenase [ubiquinone] 1 alpha subcomplex subunit 6. Gene Ontology annotation, biological process: response to oxidative stress. The record is from RefSeq and is a predicted model, not a curated record. NCBI's taxonomy places the organism in Eukaryota, Metazoa, Cnidaria, Anthozoa, Scleractinia, Pocilloporidae.